Molecule: messenger RNA, 1500 nt
Organism: Capsicum annuum
Lineage: Eukaryota; Viridiplantae; Streptophyta; Magnoliopsida; Solanales; Solanaceae
Product: RNA pseudouridine synthase 5
Exons: 15
Coding region: 86-1351 (421 amino acids)
Biological process (GO): pseudouridine synthesis
Molecular function (GO): pseudouridine synthase activity; RNA binding
Source: RefSeq, a predicted model, not a curated record
AAAAAAAGAAAAAGCGGCCCAUCGUUUUAUGACUCAAAUAAACACCUGUUGGUUCCGGCGAUAUUUUCCUGGUCGGAGUUAGGAAAUGUGGAUGCGGAGAAAAACAGAAGUUGGUUCGCAGGCGUCUGAGGCCUACUUUGGAGUGGCGUGGCCAGAAGUUAAUGAUGGAUUAACCUACCAUGACAUUGUCCGACCCACCGAUUCUGGUCUUACACUGAUCGAAUUCUACUUCAGCAAGUACAAAAAUUCAGCUCCUUUACAAGGUUGGUUGCAGAGAAUUCAAAAUAAACAGAUCACAAUUGAUGGUAAAGUUGUUACGUUACCAGAUACUGAACUCAGAGCAGGUGCUAAACUAGUUUAUCAUCGCCUUCCUUGGAGAGAACCUGAUGCACCUUACUUGCUACAAGUACUAUUUGAAGAUGACUACUUGAUUGCUGUAAAUAAACCUUCUGGUUUGCAAGUUCUUCCUGGAGGGUUAUACCAGCAGCGGACUGUCUUGACACAACUCCAGUGGCAUGCGUGCAAGCUGACAGCCACUUCAUCAGGUUGUCAAAAAACACAUCCAGUCCCAGUUCAUCGCCUAGGAAGGGGUACAUCGGGAAUACUGCUCUGUGCAAAAACAAAGCUUGGUAAAUCUCGCCUUGCAGCAUAUUUUGCCGAGGGGACGGCAGUUGUUGGAGACAAACACACCAACUCAGAGUGCAAUACAAUGAGGAAGAUUUGCAAGAUAUAUCGGGCCCUAGUAAGUGGUGUGAUGGAUAUGGAUGAGGUUGUCAUCAAGCAACCAAUUGGUACAAUUAAAUAUUCUGGAGUUGCUAAAGGCUUGUAUGUUGCUUCUCCUUCAGGGAAGCCAGCUCUGAGCAGUGUUCGCGUUCUUGAAAGAGAUUCGGAAAAUAACUGCACAUUGGUUCAGGUUGAAAUUCAAUCUGGAAGGCCACACCAAAUCCGCAUCCACCUCUCUUUCAUUGGGCUUCCACUUAUUGGUGAUCCUCUCUAUGUAUCUGGUGGGCAACCAAAGUGCUUUCAUCCUGUAAUGAGUGAAAGUUUUGAGAAAGAUGGUGGCUAUCGAAGGCCUGAGAAUCCUGUUCCUGGAGACUCCGGAUAUAACCUGCAUGCACAUCAAAUAGUUCUUAUUCACCCGAUAAUAAAUGAGUUUAACAUCCCUGAAUCAGAGGAGUAUUUUACUGAGAUGCUUGUUUUGAUGGAACAGUGUUGCUACAGUGUAAACUCUUAUCAAAAUCACAGCACCUCUUCCAGCUAUCCUUCAAACACGAGAAGAACGCAGGGCGAACCAGCCAAACUACAGCUAGAAGUACAUUUAGUGCCCCUACUUGUGCCAUUAGCUUGGUAGUGAAGCUUACACUACCUCCUGGACGGCUGAUUUCCGAUUAACUUUCGUGUAAUUUGUGUUUUCGAUUUCUUGAUCAAAAGAUUUUUGGAAAAAAGAAGAGAUGGAGAUUUUUAUAUCUAAACAAGAACGGAAACAAUUUUAGUGCGAUC